GUUUGGUGCACCAAACAACCAAAGAUCUCCACGCGUCGUCAGAUGUCGUCGAUGGGGCGGCGCGCCGCGGUUCUGGCCGCGAUGGUGCUCCUACAAGUGUGUGUAGCGCAGCAAGUGCAUGUGUUGACGAGCAAGAACUUUAAGCAAUUGGUUCUCGACAGCUCGGACUAUUGGCUCGUGGAGUUUUACGCCCCCUGGUGUGGCCAUUGCAAGAAGCUCGAACCCGAGUGGAAAGACGCUGCUAAGAAACUGAAGGCGAAGGCCAAGCUGGGCGCUGUUGACUGCACGGUGCACCAAGACCUCGGCCAAAAGUACGGCAUUCAAGGCUAUCCAACCAUUAAAGAAUUCGGCAAGAACAAGAAGAAGCCGAAAGACUACAACGGUGGUCGUCAGGCCAGGGAUAUUGUCGGCUACGUGCAGAGCAAUCCCGACGCUGGGUUAUUUGAGCAAGUUGACAUGCUCACGUACGCCACGGCGCACACGUUCUUCGAGCCGCAGAAGCGACCUAAAGUAGUGUUGCUCGGGCGCAAUCGAAACAAAAAGGGCAAGCCGCGAUGGCUCGAGGAAGUUGCGCAGCAAUUCCGUUCCAAGGUGUCCUUUGGAUUCGUCCCUGGCAGCGACGACAAGAUCGCGACCCACCUCGGCAUCCGAGAAGAAGAUCGACCACUCGUUCUGGUGGCCAUCGGACCCGAAUAUGUGUGGACGAAAUUGAGCCAAGUCGACACGAUCAAGGACGACGUUGUCGCGUUCGUCAAACAAGUACGUUGGAGAGCGAAGUCGAGUUGGGUCGUGCACAACUUGUGGCGUUGUCUAGUCGCUGAAAGGCACGUUCGACGAACCGAAGGUGCUGCCGGCGUUCCCGCCCCCGCAAAACUCGGCCCCGAAAAAGAAGCCGCCGAUCGGUGCCAUCCAGCAGAUUCACGCGUCCACUCUCGAGUCGCUGUGCUUGAAGGGCGCGUCCAAGAUGUGUGUGGUCUUCCUGCCCACGUCGUUGGCCUUUGACCUCAAGCCGACGGCCAAGAAGUUCCGCCGGGACCCGCUGAGCUUCUUCUAUGUACACCCAGAUGACCUCGGGUUCCACAGCCAGCUGACCCAGUGGCUCAACUUACCACCGACGUCCACGAACCGGUGCUUGGUGUUCAAGACAGGGAAACAAGUGCGAGUGACAGACCUGGCCAAAGUCGAAGGAACCGCCGCUCUCGACAACCUGCUCGUCCAAGUCCUGGAUGGACUCCACCCGUCCCGUGCCGUCGUGACAGCUCCUUUUGAGCCACCAACGACGCACUCGGACGAGUUGUAGCGCGCUUGUUCCGUCUCUAUCCCGUCGGCGACGUUCCCCUGCCGCUUGAAUGCUCACGUUGGCCCCAUCCAUGGGUGGCGACGUUUCUCCGACGGCAUGGUGAUGGUUUGGAAAUGUCGGGUCGUAUAAAAUUAUACAGGCACCGUUUCACGUUUAAA
Molecule: messenger RNA, 1458 nt
Organism: Aphanomyces invadans
Lineage: Eukaryota; Oomycota; Saprolegniomycetes; Saprolegniales; Verrucalvaceae
Product: protein disulfide-isomerase domain, variant 2
Exons: 7
Coding region: 43-1002 (319 amino acids)
Biological process (GO): response to endoplasmic reticulum stress
Cellular component (GO): endoplasmic reticulum lumen
Molecular function (GO): protein disulfide isomerase activity; protein-disulfide reductase activity
Source: RefSeq, a predicted model, not a curated record